GCUAAAGACCUCCGCUGAUCGCCGCGCUCCACUUCGUGGUCACUCCUCGUUCUGCUGCCAGGUGGGCUCCUCGUGUCGGCCAUGAACUUCUCUCGGACUUAAGGGCUUUUUUCUUCCAGAUCGGAAGGUGAAGCCGCAGCCGAGCGGCCGAUGGGCGAGAAACAGAGCCAGUGAGAAACAGAGAAGAAGCCGCUGUGUCAGUGAGAGAAAGACUUUGGAGGCUCUCGGGGAUCCAGAGGCUGAUUUGGGUUUUUGGCGAGCCGGAGACCCGUCCGAUUUAAACAUAGCCGACCUUUGUCCCAGCUUCGUCCCCUGGCCCGCGAUGGGUUCAGACGUACGUGACCUGAACUCUCUGCUGCCGCCGCUCCCGUCGUGCCCCAGCCCCGGCUGCCCGGCGCUGCCCGUCAGCACGGCCCCCCAGUGGGCCCCCGUGCUGGACUUCCACACCGGCGCCUCCCCGUACUCAUCGCUGGCCGCCCCGCACGCCUCCCUGGCCGCCCCCCACGCCUCCCUGGGGCCGCACUCCUUCAUCAAGCAGGAGCCCAGCUGGGGGUCCGCCGUCGACCCCCACCACCACGAGGCCGACUCCCACUGCGGCCUCAGCGCCUUCACCGUCCACUUCUCCGGGCAGUUCACCGGCACGGGGGCGUGCAGGUACGGGGCCUUCGGGGCCCCGCCGCCCUCGACUCAGCCGCCGUCGGUGGCCGCGCCGCACCACCACCAGCCCCCCGGCAGGAUGUUCAGCAACCCGCCGUACCUGACCAACUGCAUGGACACGCAGCAGGCGGCACGCAACCAGACAGGCUACAGCGCGGUCGCAUUCGACGGGGCCGGUAAUUACGGCCACACUCCCACACACCACAACUCGCAGUUCUCCAACCACUCCUUCAAGCACGAAGACGCGCUAACCCAGCAAAGCACCAUGGCGGAGCAGCAGUACCCUGUUCCUCCACCGGUCUACGGGUGCCACACGCCUUCGGACAGCUGCACAGGCAGCCAGGCUCUGCUAAUGAGAAACCCAUACAACAGCCACGCCGCGGGCUACGACAGCGACCCCAGCACCCCCAUGCUGUACAGCUGCAGCACGCAGUACCGCAUACACACACACGGAGUCUUCAGGGGCCUUCAGGAUGUGCGUCGGGUGCCCAGCAUCGCUCCGGCCAUCGUGCGGUCAGAGGGCAGCGAGAAGCGUCCGUUCAUGUGCGCCUACCCAGGAUGCAACAAGCGAUAUUUCAAGCUGUCCCACCUGCAGAUGCACAGUCGCAAACACACAGGGGAGAAACCCUACCAGUGUGAGUUCACAGACUGCGGCCGCAGGUUCUCUCGCUCUGACCAGCUCAAGCGACACCAGAGGAGACACACAGGAGUUAAACCCUUCCAAUGCGAGACGUGUCAGAGAAAGUUCUCUCGGUCUGACCACCUUAAGACACACACCCGGACUCAUACAGGUAAAACAAGCGAGAAGCCGUUUAACUGCCGGUGGCCCAACUGUCAGAAGAAGUUUGCCCGGAGCGAUGAGUUGGUGCGACACCACAACAUGCACCAGAGGAACCUCACCAAGCUCCAGCUGGCCAUCUGAGGCCCGUAAACACCCGGGGUUACGUCUGCUUGUCUGUUCCUCUGUUAAUGCAAAGCCGGGGACCCCGCUUGCCCCCCGGAAACUACCCUGUGUGGGAACCAGUGUCGUCCUGUUAGAAAGUGAAUAGUAGUAAAGAAAUAGAUACCACGGUCUACACUUAUAAGCCAAAAGAGUCUUGACAAAAACAGUCUCUAUUCGCCCCGGGAGUGAGAUUUAAAAGAUAAGGCUGGCAAUAAUUUUUACGUUUGUAUUGAGAAACAAAUCCUGAAACUGCGUGAUAGCCGCAGCUCCCCUUCAAUCCGUUGACUGGGAUGUGGCGGUGCCGACGUAGAGGCCUCCAGACAAAAGUUAUACGCAAUAUUUGGUCAGGUGCUGGGUUUGGCCAAUCACAUGCAGGCCUGCAUUCCUGGUCGAUCACGUUGUAUUUCUACUGCUUACUUUACCUUAAAAUAGUUCUGUUUAGUUUCAUUUUGUUUCGUUUCAUGUUCAAUGACAGUCCCAAUGAAAUAUAAAACCUCUUGUAUUCGAGGCUGUGCUGAACAAGACGGCAGCAUAAAAGCACAAAUAACAGACUGAGGGAGAAAGUAUCAAAAAGAAAGAAAACGUACAACUUGAAAAGUUCACAUAAAAGACACAAGUCACGGACUAAAGAUAAGCAGCUAAUUGUGCCAACCAAUAAAUGAGCAUAGAGUCAUAGUGUCAUAGAUUCAGUAUGAUAAGUUGUGGAAAAAAAACCAGUGUUCAAUGUUUCGCUGUCUCAAAGACCUUUAAACUCAUCGUCCCACCAAUCCCAAUCACAACAGGCCCAGAAUCUGCUCCGGCUGACAAUCUGAUACAAUGGGUCACAAACAUUUACUUUAAGUGAAUAUGUUUCUUGUUGUUUUUUCAGAAAAUGUUCCUCAAAUAGUAAAUAGUAUAUAAUACAAUCUUGAUUGGGACUAUUUUUCAGCUGCAACAUGAGUGGGUUUGAGUCCAAAAUAAAUGAUGGUGUCCAUGUUGUACGGGAGGAACAUUGCUCGUUGCUUAUAAUAAUUGUUGGGCAACCGUGGAGGGCAACUGCAUUGAGGUUUGUGACAGAACUUGUUCUGUAGGAUCCAUUCAGAGUCAUUUUCAUUGGAACAGUUCUCUGUUGGUCAAAAGAAAAUGGCCGCCGUCGUUAUUUAUUGUGGUCAGAGCACACUUCUUAGCUAUGUCGCCUCUCCUGACGCAUGGACACCAGCCGGCUGUCUGGCUCAUUGCCUGUAACCAGUGUCGAAGAAGAAAGCGUGGUGGAAUGAGCACACGGGCUAACUAGCCAGCUAUCCGCUAGUUAGCUACGUAGCCUCUCCGGCUCUCUCGCUUCUUAAAGUUACUACUCCGGGGUUCCUUUUAGUCGUUACUAUAGUAUACAGUUUACAAUUUCAUUUCUGGAUAACCAGAAAAUAUGUUUCCUGUUUACCAGUCGAUUCUGUUCCAUAAGCAUACAAAUGGAUCAUGUCAUCAAUAUGUUAUUCACCCCCAAGUUAUUGACUGUAUUCUUGCCGUCAUUCCACCAGCGUGUGUACAGUGAGGUCAAAGGUCAGAUAUGCGCCUCUCUGCUGGUAAUAUCUCUUUAUGUGGAACUACCUUGGGAAAGGCUUAUUUAUUAUAAACAACUGAUCUCACUGGAGGGAUUUAAAGGGAGCGAGGCGCCGCUCCGUCUCUGUGCGGUGGUAGUUUUCACACUCUCGCCAUAAAGGGGUUUUAUUUUAUUUAAAGACAUCCAAAUUAAGUGAAGUGCUUGCAUCUAACAACCCAUGCAGUGUGUUUGCAAUGCGAAAUGUUGGUCUUUUGUCUGGUCGGCAUUAAAAUAAACAUUGUAAACUUAAAUACUCUCUAUAUUUAAACAAAGCUGAUGUUUUUUUGUUUUUUGAGUAAUAUGAGGAUUGGAUUUUAAUUUCUUUUUCAGGCAGCGCUCCUGAGAGUCUCUUGUCUCUGCGGUGUGUAAAUAUUGCUGCAUGUUGGCAGUGUGUUAGACUCUAAAAUAUGUCUGUUUGGUCACACUGGCUCUGUGGCCGGGACAUUACGGUCAAGAUGUAAAUAAUACUCGUUCAACGUGGGAAUCGAACUCUCUCCAUGGGCAAAAAUAUGUAACUUAAAUGAUAUGUUUUAGACUUGUCUUUGGAUGGAUCCAGGAAGUGUUUAUACUUUUCAUUUUCUUCAUUUCCAUGUGUAUUCAUAUUUCAGUCACCAAACAGCAAAUGGCAGUGCAUUGAACACGAUGGUUUCCCUCUCUUUAAAUGUAUUGUGACUGUUUUGAGACAGUUUGCUUCUGUGGUCUUUUAGUUAUUCAUUUCAACUGUUGUUUGAUAUGAAGCGGAGACUCGACAGGGGACUUGGCUGAACUUUAAAAAAACCAUAAAACAUCCAGUUGAUUACUUUUACACUAAGACAAUUAUUAUUUGCAUAACAAGUGUUCUAAAAAUGUUAUGUAAUAUGCAAAUGAUGCAUUAUUAUACGUACACAUUUGCAUAACUUUGCAGAGCAGAAAUCAAUAAAGCCAGGUUCGUCCAAAAGAUCUGAAUAAGUAAAAAAAGCACUUCUGAAAAAAGUUGAAACAAUUUUCAUCAUGUUUUUUUUUGAAUAAAAUGUUGUAUAAAUCAG
This is a messenger RNA of Pseudoliparis swirei, 4201 nucleotides long. RefSeq names its product Wilms tumor protein homolog. Gene Ontology annotation, cellular component: nucleus. The record is from RefSeq and is a predicted model, not a curated record. NCBI's taxonomy places the organism in Eukaryota, Metazoa, Chordata, Actinopteri, Perciformes, Liparidae. Gene Ontology annotation, molecular function: DNA-binding transcription factor activity, RNA polymerase II-specific; RNA polymerase II cis-regulatory region sequence-specific DNA binding. Bases 323 to 1579 code for a protein of 418 amino acids. The transcript is spliced from 8 exons. Gene Ontology annotation, biological process: regulation of transcription by RNA polymerase II.